This is a messenger RNA of Bacillus rossius redtenbacheri, 4658 nucleotides long. RefSeq names its product large proline-rich protein BAG6. Lineage: Eukaryota; Metazoa; Arthropoda; Insecta; Phasmatodea; Bacillidae. Gene Ontology annotation, cellular component: BAT3 complex. The coding region runs from base 254 to 3802 and encodes 1182 amino acids. Gene Ontology annotation, molecular function: misfolded protein binding; polyubiquitin modification-dependent protein binding. The record is from RefSeq and is a predicted model, not a curated record. The transcript is spliced from 21 exons.
AUCGUUGAUUUGUGAUUUUGUGUUUGUCAUUUGUCUGAGUUAGUGUCAGGAAUGGAAGUUACUUUGCCUGAUGAAAUGUUUUAAAAUGUUUUGGAAAAUUAUUGAUGUGGAUAUUGUGCAUAUCGUAUAGUUGCUGGUAUUUGUGGUUACAUAUAUUCGGUUUAGGUGUGCUUUACAGCGAGUACAUUGUUACAUGAAUUAUUGUUCGUGCGUUCAAUUGCGUAUCUGAUUCUAGCGUUGAAAGGGCCUAGCCAUGAUUGAUUUGACUGUGAAAACACUCGAUUCACAGAAUCACCCAUUUUCUGUUCCUGAUGAUACCACAGUGAAGCAGUUGAAGGAGAGAAUAGCAGAGACCAUCAACGUACCGGUCGACGUACAGCGUAUGAUCUAUUGUGGUCGGGUCCUGCAGGAUGAGAAAGCACUCAGCGAAUAUGACGUGAACGGCAAGGUGAUCCACCUGGUGCAGCGGCCGCCCCCGCAGCCCGGCGCUCCGCCCCCGGGGCCCGACCAGCCGAGCCGCGCGGGGCCCAGCCCCCCAGGGCGCCGCGCCGCGCGCCACCCGCGCAUCGACGGCAACGCCAUGUACCUGGGCGCCAUGGCCUUCCCCGCGGACCUCAUGGACGCCCAAGGCAUCCAGCCGCCGCAGCCCUCGCACAGCCUGUCGCGCAGCCGCCUGACGCUGGCCAUGCAGAUGCUGACGCGCGCCAAGGCCACGCUCACCAAGCUGGAGAGUCCCGAGGGCCAGGAGUCGCCCGGGGCAGAGACCCCUCCCGAGGAGCCGGACGAGGGCGAGCCGGGUGGCCAGCCGGAAGGCGGCGUGCCCGAGGCGCCCGAGGCGGCCUCGACGAGCGGGCUGAGCCAGGCGGCGGCGGCCAUCGCGGCGGCCGUGUCUGCCUCGCAGGCCUCGGGCGUGCCGAGCAUCACCAUCGUGCGCGGCGGGGAGGAGCGCGACGUGCCGACGGCUCCCCCGCCCGCCGGCGAGGACCUGGACGUGUCAGAGCGGGAGGAGGUGGUGCCAGAGGGGGAGGGGCAGGGCCCCCAGCCCCCCGCCGAGGACCGGGCGUCGCCCCCGCACGCCCCCGUCAUGGCGGGCGUGAUGGACGAGCUGGGCGCAGUGCAGGAGCGCCUGCUGCCCUUCCUGCAGCAGUACCACCGGCUGAUGCGCGACGACCCCGCCUACGACGACGUGAGUGGGGUUACCAGACACUACGACGACGCAAGUGAGGCCAGGAGCGCUCAGCGAGUGUUCUUCCUGGUGUCUGAGGUGAUGCACUUCCUGUCGCACGCCUACCACGCGAUGAGCGACAUCAUGUGCGACUUCAGCUCCCCGCCGCCGCGCAUCCUGCGCUGCCGCCCGGUGCUCAUCCAGCACUCGGCCGUGCUGCAGGCCGGCAUCCCCAUCCAGGCCCAGUUCAACCUGGUGGCGAACCGCGGGACCAACACGGGCAACGGGCAGUUCGUGAUGCGCGACGCAGACAGCACGACGGAGGCCCCGGCCGCGCAGGCGCAGACGCAGGCGCCGGCCGGCGCGGCGGAGGCCAGCGACGUUCCCCGGGGCCCCGGCGACGACGCCCCGGUCCCCCGCGAGAACGGGGGCGGAUCGUCUCCCCCCUCGGAGGCUCCGGGCGACGGGGAGAACCUGGCGCGGUCGCGCACGCGCGGGCUGAACGGCUCGUUCCGCCCGCGCAACUCCGGCCGCAGCGGCGCCGCGCAGAGCCGCGCCAGGACGCCUCGCACCGUCGGGGGAACGUUCUUCUCGCCGCAGUCCUUCAGCAUCUCGCCGGCGGACGUGGAGGUGUUCAUGGAGGUGGGGCCGUCCAGCAUCACCAUCGACUCCAUGGAGACCCGGGUCCUGGACGGCAGCGUCAUGGGCGGCGGGGGCGAGCAGGCCGCGGGGGCCAACUUCCCGGCGCCGGAGUUCAUCCAGAACCUGAUGCAGGCGAUGGCGGGCCACGUGAUGGGGCGGGUGGGGACGCCCGUCGGCACGGCGGCCGCCGCCCCCGUGACGGCCUCGGCCUCUGGCACGGCCUCGGGCGCGCAGGCGCAGGCGCAGGCCGGCCAGAACAGCCAGGCGCGCGGCAACACGGCGACGCACCCCACCACGGCCACGCAGACUCGCUCCACCUCCCGCCCGCACGUGCAUCUCGCCCCGUCCGCCGUGCACUCCGCGCUGGGGACAAGCAACUUCGACCCGUUCCUGCCGUGCAACUCGCACCACAUCAGGAGCGGGCGGCGGCGGCUUCGGGCCCCGCGGCUGGGCCCCGCGGUGACCUUCACCACGGACCGGUCCCCGCGCGGCGCCGGCGGGAACGCCCAGCAGCCGGAGCAGGCGGCGCGGGCGGCCGAGACCCCCCCUCCGCCUCCCCCCGCCGCCCAGGCGCAGCCCCCGCCCGCGCCCCAGCCCAACCUGCUGGGCUUCCUGGACGUGUUCGGGGGCCUGGCGGCCAACAUCGCGGCGGAGGGGGCCGGCGGGCCGCCGGGCGAGGAGGGGGCGUCUGGCCUGGCCCAGCUGCUGCGGGGGCUCCUGGGCGCGACGCCGGACAACACGUCCGGGAUGCAGUCUCUCCUUCAGGGGCUACCGUUAUUUCAGGUAUUCUCGGGAGGUGCUGAGGGCCAGACCCCGUCAUUAGUGGAUCUGCUGCAGAGUUUCGCGGCCCAGCCGGAGAGCGAAGGAGAGCACCUGCUAACAGACUUCAUGAUGACUCUGGCCCGCGGGCUGACCUUCCAGGACCUGUGCCUGCUUCGCGCCGGCGACACCCGGCCCCUGCAGGCGCUGCGGCCGCAGCUGCGGGAGUUCGCGGAGACCCGAGUGCUGCAGGGGGAGGCCCCCUCCUCGGAGAGCGUGGCGCGGGGCGUGGACCGUCUGCUGGGGCUGCUUCGCCCGCACUUCGACACGCUGCUGGAAGCCCGUAUCAGGGAAGACGUAGACAUAAUCUCAACUGUGAACCUCUACCAUCAAGUCCGUCUUCCUGAGAUCUUGGAACUUUUCACCAGCGAAGGGGAGAACGGCAACUUCGGCAGCGCCACGGCGGCGUGGUGGAGGCAGUACACCCAGGAGCUGCAGGCGAUCCUGCUGUACUGCUGCGUGGACAAGGCCCAGGGACUGGAAGCCAUCGUGCGGAGCUACGUGAUGCAGAUAACGCAGGGGGUGAGCCCGCUGAUCCAGCAGACGACGGUGAACUGCUGCCUGGGCUUCGUGCGCGGCUCGGUGGCCCAGCUGGCGAUCGGCCCCGAGGAGAUACAGCCCUACGUCGUGUACCGCAUGGGCUCGGCCGACACCCAGCAGGCGUCUGUGCCCCCGGAGCAGCAGAUGGAGACGGACGUGGAGGUUGACACGGACGCCGCGCAGGGGGCACAGCCGGCGCCGGAGGUUCGCGACGAAGUGCCGGAGGUCCCGGAGGUGCUGCUGGGCUCCGAGGCCUGGCACGGCCAGGUGCCGUCGGAAUGGGUUCCCAUCAUAUCUCGGGAUGUCCAGCGGCAGCGCAGGCAGGGUUCCCAACCGCCCUUCAGCGACGCAUACUUGUCCGGCAUGCCGUCGAAGCGACGCAAAGUGGUCACAUCGGCAAAACCUCAGGGGAACCUUAACCAAGCUAUUACAGACACGGUGCGCAGCGCCAUAGAGACGGCGGGCGUGGGGCCGGGCCCCUUGAGGGAGGUGGCCAGUCAGGCGGCCGGCAGUGAUCCGGCCAUCCAGGCAGCGUAUGCGGACCGCGUGCGCUCGCUAGUGCAGGACCGCCUCGCCGCCAGCCCGGACUUCUCGUCCGACAGGUUCCCCAACACCGCCAAGUACUUCUCCAAGUAGUGCCACCUUCGCAUCAUGUAACACGAAUUAUUAAACAAAUUUAUCGUAGGUUCUAAGACUUUUGAGUUUUAGGCAUAUUGUUUUUGUUGUCAAUUGUUUUUUUCUAUCACCGUGUUGUUGGUUUACAGCUGCGCGGCUUUCGCAUGGUUUUAUAACUGCAGUGUUAAUUACGUGUCUAGCCAUCGUACUGAUUUUGUUUCCUACAGGCACAUUUUUAUAGUAUUGUAAAAUGGUGUCUGUUUGACUCUUGUGUAUAUGUUGAGUGAAAUCAUAGUGUCUAGUGCAGGGUCCAUGGUUUAAAACAAUCGUGUAACUGUAAUAAUGGAGAGAGAAGGGUUUUAUGGAGGAAUGAGUGUAAGUGACAUCAUGAUGAGUGAUUUCAAGAAACUAGCUAGUAAUUUUUGCCACACCUGUAAUUUGGCAGCACAUAUAAUGCCACUGGAAUACACAUGUAUGUUUAGGAGCAGUUUGAAUGGUAGAAGCACUCUGGAACCUAUGUUGACUGGUCAGGCACACCUCUGUGAUGUUAAGCUCGCAGCGUUGGGCUCAGUGUCUGAUUGGCAAGUGCCGAGGCCUCUUGUCAGGUAUCACAGACAUGUGUUUACUGGUUAUGUAUGAUCUUCUGACUCAUGAGUUACUUUAUUGCAAGGAAGCGGUUAUAAAAUUUGAUGUCAAACAGAUUUUCUCUGCCUCAUUUUUUUUUUGGUUGUCCUUUAUAUUUUCGACCUGCUUCCUGUGAUACAAUAUACUUGAUAUAUUACGCACUAUGAUUGUCUCUUUAGAGUAUCAUCUAUAAGUUAUCUUUACCAUUCACUGGAAAUGUAUGAAUUGAUUAAUAAAGUCUCUAUAUAUAUCA